Messenger RNA from Corylus avellana, 351 nucleotides. Its product is annotated as nuclear transcription factor Y subunit C-1-like. Gene Ontology annotation, molecular function: protein heterodimerization activity; DNA-binding transcription factor activity, RNA polymerase II-specific; RNA polymerase II cis-regulatory region sequence-specific DNA binding. Gene Ontology annotation, cellular component: nucleus. Lineage: Eukaryota; Viridiplantae; Streptophyta; Magnoliopsida; Fagales; Betulaceae. The record is from RefSeq and is a predicted model, not a curated record. Gene Ontology annotation, biological process: regulation of transcription by RNA polymerase II.
AUGAGGCAAGCCGGAAUAUAUUCAGGAGUAGUCUCCGGCGGCAGAAGUGGGCCGCACUUGUUGCCGUUGGCGAGGAUAAAGAAGAUCAUGAAGAAGUCUGGGGACGACGUCAAGAUGGUAUCUGGGGAGGCCCCGAUUGUUUUCUCCAAGGCUUGUGAGCUGUUCAUAGAGGAACUGACGCAAAGGUCUUGGACGGUGGCCAUGCAGAGAAAGAAAAAGACCCUUCACAAAGAGGACGUGGCCUCAGCUGUUCUAGCCACUGAUAUCUUAGACUUUCUUGUCAAUUUGGUGUCUGAUUCUAAUAAUCCUCUGGACUUGGCCCCUGUGGAAAGAGAGACAUUGGUGUCUUAG